UUCAUAAAUUUAUUUAUGAGAAUUGCUUUUAGAUGCAUGUGCAGCUCGGUAAGGGAAGGUAUUUUAGCAAAAGUGAUAGCCUUUACCAAACGACAGUAAACUUGUAACUGAGAAUUACUAAUGUUUGGGCCAGUGAGUCAAUGAGUCAACGAAUCAUGAGUCGCAAUGAGUUGCAAUGAGUCGAUUAAACUCCUAAGACAAUUUCCUAUGCUGAAUAAAAAUAUGACACUCAAAUUUAAUAGUUGGUUUGAAACCAUAAAAAAGGACAAGCACAGCUUGUCAAAAACUAAGAAAAAAUAGUGUAAUAUCAACCUCAACCAGAUCACGUUGGGUCCUCUCGCAUAAUCUUGUGUCGUUAGGAGUUCUGGGAUCAAGUUUGUUGUCAGUAAGUUCAACUUAAAAGAGGCGUGUGUCCGUAUAGAUAUACCGUACUGCUAUAAAUAAUAAAUAGAAACAUGUAUAUACAUUGUCUUUUAUAAUUCUGAGUCCUUGCUAGCUCAUCAGCCAGUCCACCAGGUAGAACAUUUCUAGGCUUAUGAUCAGUAUGCUCCUUUACACCUGGGUGCCUCCUCACCCCUGCGUCCAGAGAGGAUGCCAGCAAAGGUGUAUCAUUGAAUCGUAGCGUUGUUCAGAAAAAACACUAUCGCUUAAACGUUUCGACUGAAGUCUUCAUCAGUAAUAUUUUACAAAUCAAAUGGAGCUAACAUAUACAAAAUCAAUACAAUAGAAUUAAUACAAUAGAGUUGGUACAAUAAAGUGAAUACAAUGAGGAGGUUAAAGGAAAAUUGCCUAUUACAAUAGUUAUUGGUAAAAGUGUAACUCAAUGGGAGGGUUAGAAGAAAGCACAGGAGAAGGUGCUGCUAAAGUAGGCGGCAAUGCAAGUCUACCGGGGGCUCAAAUGUUAUUUGUAGCAAAAAGAAACACCUGUUUAAGAAGAAUGUGCUAGUGGCAGAAGAGAGACAAAAAUACAUGCAAAGAAAUAGCCUAAAACCUAUGUAUCAACAUGUCUAGUGUUUAAGCCCUAAGGAGAAAAUCUGUCUAGCUUAUACUGCCAGAAGCUUUCUCGCAUCCUAUUCCCCCCAGUAAGCCUACAAUUAUACUAACCUUUGUAUCCUGCAGAAACCCCCGGUGGCCUUCUCCAGAAGAGUGCCUGAAAAAUUCCGCCUGAGGUACUGAGGAUCCCUGACUAACUUACGACUACAUGCCUUAUAUUUAUUAAACCUUAAUCUAAAGGGCGUGUUAGUGCAACCAACAAACUGCACACCACAAACAUUGCACUCUAAGAAAUACACCACAUUAGACGAAUCACAGUUAAACGAGUCUGAUAGGUAAUUUAUCUUAUAUUCCUUACCAGUUACCUUAGACUUAAAACUAUCACAGUUACUCAUGACAUUACACACUUGACAACGAGCUUUACCACAACCAGAACAUCCCUCAGUAUGUGUGCCCCCUUGUCCCCGAUUACUGAGCCUAGCCCUGACCAAAAUGUCCUUAAGGUUCUUACAUCUCCUAAAAGCAAUUAUAGGUGGCCCAGGAAACACCUUCCUAUGCUCCUUCGAAUGGCUGAGCAUAGAUUGGAGUUUUCCUGCCGCUUUCCCCAAUCCAUUGAGUGCUGGAUGGUAUGUUAGUACAAAUGGAACCCUUUCCUCCCUCCUCUGGUCUUUGGUUUUACUACCCGAAUUAUCAAGAAGAGUCGCCCUAUCUAACUUACGUGCCUUAUCUAUCUGUUCAUCAGCUAGAGACUCUUCAUAUCCCCUGUCCUUAAGCCAUCAAGCUAACUCAUCUACCUGAUCUUCGAGAAAGCAAUCUUCAGAACAAAUCCUACGAUACCUAAGUGCCUGGCUAUAGGGGAUCGCUUUUCUAGUGUGCCAUGGAUGACAAGACUUCUUAUGCAAGUACUGAUGUAUAUCAGUAGGCUUGCAAAACAAGGCUGUCGACAGGACUCCCCUCACUUAGAAUAACCUGUACAUCUAAGAAACUUAUACUAUCCCUUGAGUGUUCGCUAGUAAACUUGAUGGUAUCAUGGCUACUGUUGAGAUGGUCAAUGAACUCUUUCAGCUUCUCUUCCCCAUGCAUCCAGAUAAAGAAAAUAUCAUCGAUAUAUCUUACUCAAAUGAGGGGCUUUUCCACCGAAGAGUCCCUUAACCUUUCCUCCAACCGGGUCAUAAAAAGAUUAGCAUUCGCUGGAUCAAACUUAUUACCUAUAGCCGUGCCUAAUUUCUGCCUAUAUAUCUUAUCGUUAAAUUCAAAGUAAUUGUUAUCCAAGACCAAAAAUGCCAACCCCACUAGGGUAUCAGUAGCCACUUCUGGGUUUUCCCUUCUAUCCAGCGCCUGCUUGAUGACCUGCAUAUAUAUAUAUAUAUGUAUUCAAAAGCUCUAGACUGUAAUGUUUUUUAAAAAUUUAAAUAGAUGAUCAGUAAAAAAACAAUCAUGUAUGCUUCUUCAGAAUCAAUAUAUGUAUAUAUAAUGUGUUACUGAUCACAACUCGCGACUAACGACUCCUGACUCACGACUCACUGAGUCACGAUUUAGGCAACCUCACUUUUAACAUAUAGGCAAAUGUUUUAUUUUAUGUUCAUCCGAGGGGGCCCUUCAUUAGCAAUGAAGUCUUUUGAAAAAUUAAUUUCACCAAUAAGUUAUGCUGCUAGAAAUUGUUUGAAAUUUCAUGUUACAUACCUUCCUUUAAUUCAGGUUACAUAAAAACUAGGAUAUAUUGCAUUAUUUUAAAGGUAAGCAUUAUUCUGAUACAUAGCUUGUUAUCAGAUUGUUAUUGCAGGCCUAGAAAGAAACAGCCUCUGAUAGACAUCCUUUGUUUAGACUUUCAGCCAAGAAAGUUCUCAGCAUUAUUCUGAUACAUAGCUUGUUAUCAGAUUGUUAUUUCAGGCCUAGAAGAAACAGCCUCUGAUAGGCUCCCAUUGUUUAGACUUCCAGCCAAGAAGGUGCUCAGCAUUAUUCUGAUAGAUGGCUUGUUCUAAGAUUGUUAUCUCAGGCCUAGAAAGAAACAGCCUCUGAUAGACAUCCUUUGUUCAGCCUUCCAGCCAGGAAGGUGGUCAUGCAACGGCUGCAGAUAGAUGAUUUGCGAAUUGCAGCUAAUGUGGCAAUCUGUUUUUGCUCAAUCAGUCAAUAUUUCAAUCAAUCAAUAUUUAUUUACACGAGAUACCUUUCAGCAGGAAAAUAAUUAUUUACAAAAAAAGAACUAUUAAAAAAAGAACUAUUUGCAUAUUGCUGCUCUACCAAGGGGUCGUGUUUGGGUUCAAAAGAUACUCUCUAUAACCUGUUUUAAAACGAGCGAUUGAUUAUUUUUCUCGAAUGUUGUUAGGGAUAUCAUUCCAGUUUUUGACACCAGAGAAAUAGAAAACCUCGCUUUGCAUACUCUAACCUAACUUUGGGAAUUUGCAGGUCUCCACGGUUUCUGGUUCUAUACUCUGAAAUCACGGAUCUUUCAGUGAAUUUAUGGCGAAGAUUUUCGGGAUAGAGGUCAUGCAAGAUUCUUUAUGUCAUGAAUUCUUGGUCAAAGGAGAUUAAUGACUUUACAGUGAGUCAUUUGCUUCCUUUGGGAGGCAAGCAUCAACUCAAAACUAUCAUAACUUGUAUUUCGUCAAACGAUUGGGUUGAUCCCGUAAAAAUUUUCUGUGCCCGAAUACAAUGUUCAUAAUCGUUAACUGCCUUAUUAUGCCAGUUAAAAAAUGAGGGUGGGCGGCUGGAUGCGCGUCAGGUUUUCUUGAAAAACAACACUUCGAAUGAAUGACCCCUUUUGGUCACUUUUGGUCUCUAACGAAACCUAUUGUAAGUAGCCUGCGCGCAGACUCUCAAGUCUUUGUGCGAGGUGUUCUCUUUGGAAGUGGGCAUUCAAAUGAAGUGAAUUAGAGGUGUCUACCAUGAAUAGAAACAUCAGCUUAUACUGUGCAUGCACAAUGUUUAUCUUAUUUUUUACCAAAAACUCUAUGCUGAUCAAAGAUAAUGAAACUCUUUGCGCUACUGAGAAAAUUGAUAACAGGUAGUGUAGGCAAGACAGAUCGUAUGAUCAAUUGUAUUACUGGAGCUAGUAUCAAAAACAAGAAUCUCGUCCUAAUCAAUAAUUUGCAGGCAUGAUAGAUAUGAGGACUAUCUUAAUUACAGAAACAUUUAAUGCGAAAUAUCAGGUCAAAUCGCGCCUAUAUCCAGAUAUUUAAAUUUUCUGGGUUUCAAGUCAAGAAAAUAGGGCCGCGUAAAGGCGCCAGGCGCCUAUAAUUUGUUGGCAACAAAAUCACUUUAUAUUGCAAAAAAAUCAUUUUGCAUCACAGCUUAUACUAAGAAACAACUCUGUAUACUGCAGAAAUUUUACAGAUUAAAAACACAAUGCUAUAGUUCUACGAUAAUGUCCUCGUCGUGUUCUUCAUCAGAACCAGAGCCUUCGUUCUCGUUCUCGUUCUCAUCGACUGUGUUACAAUGAUCUCUGUCUUCGUAAAUUUCAUUGCUCGCCUCUUCAAGCUACAGCAACAUUUCGUUUACCUCUAAGAUUGCUUCUCUAGGCACAGCUCGAUUCAAAAUCGUAUCACGGAACCGUGAAUGAAGCUUGUGGUAGUCAUCAUCCCAUUCGAUGUAUCCGCAUUGCUUGAAUCCACUGACGAUGAAUGCUGGUUUUGCUACUGCCUUCCAUGCUUGAAGUACCCACUGACAAAGCAUUACGUAAGAUGCACGACGGCGGUUGCCCUGCUUGGUGAACUCUUCGGUACCACAUGCGAUCCACUCUCCCCACCUCUCUUUGAGAAUAUCUUUGAACGGCUUAUUGAUAUGUGUGUCAAUAAACUGGAGCAAUGGAGUCAUACCUCCAUCGAUGAUUUUACAUUCUGUGCUGUACCUCUUGAAAAACUAAGGAACAUCUCCCAAGUGAGAUUUGGCAGAAUCCAAGGGCCUUGGUUAGGUUUUUGAAGAUGGCCAUUGGUGGCAAGGAUAUUCCUUCGUAAUAAUCAUCGAUUUUGCGUACUCCAGCAGACAACACAGUGGUUGUGACGUUAUUAGCCUCGUAUUUAUGUUAUGUUGGGCAUACGCCCGGUUUGUUAUGUUAUGCGUGAGAAUACAAAAUGGAGUAUUGAAGUUCGAGUUCGAGUAUUCUAUUCUUGUUAUAUACUGGAUAUUCUUACAUGGUGUCAGGUAAAACAUCCAUCUUUGAUGUUUAGGAGGUAAAUGAUUGCUUUGCUGGUUCUUGUUUCGCGAUGACAGAUCCGGAUCCAAUCUUGCCUGGGCCUAGUGCUUCAACUGAAGGAAAUAGCGGUACAUCGGCGUACAUAUUUAACGUGCCAUUACCCCCACGAUUAAGCUUAGAAGGGAAUUUGGCAGAGAAUUGGAAGCAAUGGAAGCAAAUUUGAGCGAAUCUUCGAAUUAUGGAUUACUUACUGUAUUGGAGAAACAAAUGUAAUUUACGAACGGUAUAAAUUCAAUAAUUGUACACAGGGCCCUACAGAGUCAAUUGAAACUUAUGCGGCCUCUUUGCGUGCCCUCGCAGCCACAUGUGCAUUUAUACCACUUGAUGAUGAGCUGAUACGUGACCGAAUUGUUUGUGGCAUUCACAACAAUGCUGUGUGACGUAAGUUACUGCAAGAACCAAAACUCUCAUUAUCUAAAUGCAUUGACUUAUGCAGGGCCACAGAAACAAUUACUGCUCAAGCAAGAACAAUGGCUGGCCAAAAUGAUAAUCAUGACCUCAUGGCCCAUAAUGUUGGAAAGCAAAGCAGCCCGAGGAAGACCACUGGAGACACAAGAGGUUUUAUUUCCGACUGCAAAUUUUGUGGGCGUAGCCAUAAAAGAAACAAAGAGAGUUGCCCAGCCUUUGGCAGAUAUUGUUCUGGUUGUGGUAAGAGAAACCAUUUUGUUGAGAAGUGCAGCUUGAAGAAACCACCAGGUAUGAGAGAUACAUUUUCUAAAGCCAAAAUACAUGCAGUGAAGGAAGAAAACACUUCAAGUGAUGAUGAAAUUCUCGUUGUUGAAAUUUCACCCAAAAAUAAUCUGGCAAUCAAUGCUGUGUCCCAGUCCCCUCCUAAGAACAAAAUUUUUGCCUCCAUGAUUAUAAAAGGCAGGCAAAUUUGUUUUCAACUUGACUCAGGUGCUACCUGUAAUGUCCUUCCAAAACACUUCGUUCUUCCAGGCACAAAAGUUGAAAAAUUGGAUCACUCUUUGCGCCUGUACAGCCAAGCCGUAUUACCGAUAAAUGGUAUUUGUAAACUUAAGGUAGUAAACCCAAAGAACCAGACUGAGUACACUGUCAGAUAUGUUGUUGUAAAAGGUGACUAUGUUCCAUUAUUAGGAGCAAAUGCAGCACAAAAGAUGGGACUUCUGACUGUUAAUUAUGCUAAUAUCUUUAACGCAAAUGUAGAUAAUGUUAGCUCUAACAGUAUUGCUUCAAACAGCACACAUCAACAGGCACAACCAACGGUUGUCAUGGAAACAGUUUUAUCGACCACCGCAGUGUCUCCACUCAGUAUUGCAGAUAUAGAGAACCGUUUUGGAGAUGUCUUUGAAGGUCUGUGUCACAUGCCAGGCAAAUUGCACUUAGAUGUUGAUGAGUCACAAACCCCUGUUGUCAUGCCGCCUCGCAGAGUACCAAUCGCUCUUAAAGCAAAACUCAAGGCUGAAUUGGAAAGGCUGGAAAAUCUUCAUGUCAUUCAGAAAGUUACAAGUCCAACAGAUUGGGUAUCAAAUCUCGUCAUUGCAGAAAAACCAAAUGGGAAACUGAGGGUGUGCAUCGAUCCACAACACCUCAACAAAGCAUUGAAAAGAAGUCAUUAUCCGUUACCGCUCAUCGAGGAUGUGCUGCCAGAGCUAGAAGGUGUCAAGGUAUUCAGCAAAAUCGACCUGAAGGAAGGGUACCUUCAAAUAGAGCUCGAUGAAGAAUCAAGCAUGCUCACAACGUUCCAGACACCAUGGGGGCGUUGGAGGUACCUCAGGAUGCCAUUUGGAAUUAAACCAGCUUCGGAACAUUUUCAACACGAAUUUGAUCAGUGCAUUGAAGGCCUAUCUGGGGUGUAUGCAGUCGCUGACGAUGCUCUUGUUACCGGAAGAGAGAAACUUACGAAGAAGCUGUCAAAAAUCAUGACAUGAACAUGCUGGCACUUUUGAAACGUUGUCAACAAAAAAACAUCAAGCUGAACAAGGACAAAUUCAAGUUCAAGUGCGAUGAAGUUUCCUUCAUUGGUCAUACCCUAACACAGAAUGGUCUUAAAAUAGACCCCGCAAAAGUUGAAGCCAUCACAAAGAUGAGCAAGCCGAAAGAUGUCGCUGGUGUACAAAGGUUCAUUGGCAUGGUAAAAUACCUGGCCAAGUUUCUUCCCAGACUAUCUGAAGUAUGCGAACCUCUGAGAAAUUUGACCCACAAAGAUGCACCAUGGGUAUGGGGAAAAGAUCAUGACAAGUCUUUUGUUGACAUACAAAAAGCAUUUUGCGAGGCACCAGUUCAAAAGUAUUUUGACCAUAAGGCAGCAACAGAAGGCCAGGCUGAUGCAUCAUCAAAGGGGCUUGGUUUCGUGCUCAUGCAAGAGGGACGUCCCGUGUCAUAUGCAAGCAGAGCCCUCACCCCUGCAGAGCAAAAUUACAGCUAAAUAGAGAAGGAGCUGCUUGCACAAGUAUUUGGAGUGGAACAUCACCAUACCUAUGUCUAUGGCUGAGAGAUUACACUUUGGACGGAUCACAAACCACUUGUCUCAAUCGUCAGCAAACCACUCGCCUCUGCUCCAAAGAGACUGCAAAGGUUGCUACUAAGAUUGCAAUCAUACGAUGUUAAAAUCUGCUAUAAACCUGGCAAAGAAAUUGUUCUAGCAGACACACUUUCUCGUGCAUACCUGCCGACAAGUGAGAAACAAAAGUCCCCAACUGAAGAAGAAGUCGAAACUAUCCACAUGUCAAAUUAUCUCCCCAUCUCUGAGCCACAGCUGAAGGAAAUACAGCGAGAAACAAAAUGUGACAGCACUUUACAAGCACUGAAAGAAAUAAUUUUGAAUGGGUGGCCAGAAAGAAAAGGGACCCUUCCUCGAUGUAUUCAUCCAUACUUCUCAAUCAGAGACGAGCUAGCAACACAGGAUGACGUAAUUUUCAAGGGUCAGAGAGCAGUUGUUCCAGAAACACUGCGCAAAAAGAUCCGGGAUAAACUGCAUGUAACACACACAGGAAUACAGAGCUGCCUCAGAAGAGCCAGAGAAGUAGUUUACUGGCCUGGCAUGAACAAAGAUCUUAUCGACUUCAUCUCGAAAUGUGAAAUCUGUAACACAUUUCAAAACAACCAGACCAGAGAGUCCCUUAUUCCUCGUGAAAUCCCAAGCCGCCCCUGGCAAAUAAUUGCUGCUGACAUUUUCACAGUCAACAACAAAGACUUCCUCUGUACUGUGGAUUGCUACUUCAACUACUUUGAGAUAGAUCGUCUAUUUUACAAAACUGCUGGGGAAAUUAAGAAGAAGCUCAAGCGACACUUCUCUACUCAUGGGAUACCAGAUACGCUCAUGAGUGAAAACGUACCUUUCUCCUCUAAAGAAUUUCAGGAUUUUGCCAAGGAAUAGGAAUUUACCACUGAGCUAAGCUCGCCAGAGUACGCACAGAGUAAUGGCAAAGCAGAAAAUGCCGUCAAAACCGCAAAGAUGCUAAUGAAAAAAGCGACUGAAUCUGGCAAUGACUUCUAUCUCGUGCUACUAGAAUGGCGAAACAAGCCGUCUGAGGGGAUGGAAAGCUCUCCUUCCCAGCGUAUUUUUAGCAGACGAGCUAAAACACUGCUUCCCAUAUCGAAGAAGCUCCUUAAACCAAAGGUUGUCACUGGUGUCCAAGAAAAACUUCGAAAGAGGAAAGAGAUACAAUCAAAGUAUUAUAACAGAGGCACAAGGGAGCUAAGUGUAUUAAAGAAAGAUGAUGUAGUCCGGAUAAAGCCAAGAAAUUCCGACAGAACAGGCAGCUGGACCAAAGGAUGUGUCAUAGAGCAAGUUGGUGUAAGUCGAAAGUUUCUACGUCAAACCAAAGAGCCUUUUUUUGCAGAUGAAGAAGAUUCAAUCAUUUUCCCCAGAAAGGAACGAGAAGCAGUGGCUUGACCUUAUAAAGAUCACCAAUCUGAAAUAGAGCAAUUUGAUCCGCAAGAGGCACCUCACUCACGACCUGAUGCUACUGAAGAAGAGACAGCAGCCGCCAGACCUGCUGAGACCAGAUUUGAUCACAGGCAAUUGAACUUUUACCAGCCAGUAACAACAAGGAGUGGCAGGAAAGUAAUUCGGCCGGACUACAUCACUGGCCACAACUUCUGAUUAGCAAACUUUAAAAACAAUUAUUUUUAUUAUGUUACUGUUCUGUUUAUUCUUUUGUUGGAGGAAAGGUGUGACGUUAUUAGCCUCGUAUUUAUGUUAGUUGGGCAUGCGCCCGGUUUGUUACGUUAUGUUAUGCGUAAGAAUAGAAAAUGGAGUAUUGAAGUUCGAGUUCGAGUGUUCUAGCCUUGUUAUAUACCGGAUAAUUUUACAGGAACCUUCUAUUCUUCUGGACUCAAUAGACAGUUAAUGUCUUUUCAAUAACAUACACCUCCCUCGUUUUUCUUAUUUUUGCUUUCUCUUUUCUUUAUUCUUUAUUUGUAUGUAUACAUAAACAUAUCCAUAAAUUAUACACUUACGUUCAAAAAGUAUUGGGACACACUUCGCAAUUUCGAAGACAUUUCAUGCAACAAAUUUGGAUAGACUCUUUUAAAAUUUUUCUCAUUGAAUAAGUACAGCAGCUAUUUCCAUGAAACUUUCACAAGACAUUGUUGAUGUUUCGAAGCAUUUUAUGUGCACCAAACAAUCAAAAAAACGUCGACCAUAAAAUUUCUAUAGGCCUUGAGACGAAAACAUGGAGGCUCUUGAAAUUUAAGAACUGAGUUAAGAGAAGCGCUUACAAAUUGCUUUCUAUUAAAAUAAAGCAAAUUGAUUUCGUGAAAUUGCAUCAAUUGUCGGCUGCUCAAUGAGUGCAGCUGUUCUGGUGUGUAAAAAGAUUUUCCGUGCAAGGUCAAUAAAAAAUUUAUCAAGGGAUGGCAGACCGAAGAAGUUUACGAGGCCUGGGACGAAAGGUUCUUUACUGAGGGAACUGCGAAGUAAUAGGUUUGAAUCCUUACUAGAAAUUAUGUCAUCAUGUAAAAAGAAGCUAGAUUUUGGAACAUAAGCAAAAACAUGGCUAUAAAAUUCAUGAAAAAUACCAAUUUUCCAGCUUUAUUGGAAGAAAAUGCUCUUUAAUAACAAAAAUUAAACAUCGCCGACGAUUACAAUGGCUUCUCCUUGAAUGUUACGCAGUUUUAAAAGUGACUCAAGUAAAUGCAAUAAUUAAAUAAAAUUGUAACGUUUUCGUUGAUGUAGCAAACUUUAUUUGAAGCUUAAAAUUUUGAUUUUGUAAUUUCUUUUAUAAAUUUCUUUGUUAUGCAAACGUGAAAUUAAAAAGUUUAAUUUGUUUGGACAUCUCUAAAAUUUUGUGAAGGUCAUGUGACUUUGCCGUUAUUAGGCUA
Molecule: messenger RNA, 10471 nt
Organism: Rhopilema esculentum
Lineage: Eukaryota; Metazoa; Cnidaria; Scyphozoa; Rhizostomeae; Rhizostomatidae
Source: RefSeq, a predicted model, not a curated record